AUGGCCAGCACGUUAAGCCCCAGCACCAUGACUGAGACCCCGAGUCCUCCCGAGAUGUCAGAGCGCAUCCAAAAUGCUGCUGACAUCUCUGUCAUUGUCAUCUACUUCGUGGUGGUGAUGGCUGUCGGGCUGUGGGCGAUGCUGAAGACCAACAGGGGCACCGUCGGAGGCUUCUUCCUGGCCGGUCGGGAUGUGUCCUGGUGGCCGAUGGGCGCCUCUCUCUUCGCCAGUAACAUCGGCAGCGGCCACUUCGUGGGCCUGGCGGGGACGGGAGCGGCUUCAGGCAUCGCCACUGCAGAAUUUGAAUGGAAUGCCUUGGCGCUUCUGCUGGUUCUAGGGUGGUUCUUCGUCCCCAUUUACAUCAAGGCAGGGGUGAUGACCAUGCCAGAAUACCUGAGGAAGCGGUUCGGUGGGAAGCGACUGCAGGUCUACCUCUCCGUCCUCUCCCUCUUCAUCUGCGUGGCUUUGAGAAUCUCGUCGGACAUAUUUUCCGGAGCCAUAUUCAUCAAGCUGGCCUUGGGACUGGACCUUUACCUGGCGAUCUUCAUCCUCUUGGCCAUCACUGCUGUUUAUACCAUCACUGGGGGCCUGGCCUCCGUUAUCUACACAGACACCCUCCAGACAGUUAUCAUGCUGAUAGGCUCCUUUAUUCUCAUGGGGUUUGCGUUUGCUGAAGUCGGAGGCUACGAGAGCUUUACAGAGAAGUACAUGAAUGCCAUCCCGACCGUAGUCGAGGGGGACAACCUGACAAUCAGCCCCAGAUGCUACACCCCUCAGGCAGACUCCUUCCACAUCUUCCGAGAUGCUGUCACUGGGGAUAUUCCAUGGCCAGGAAUGAUAUUUGGGAUGACCAUCGUAGCUGUGUGGUACUGGUGCACAGAUCAGGUCAUCGUGCAGCGCUGCCUGUCGGGCAAGGACAUGUCUCACGUGAAGGCCGCCUGCAUCAUGUGUGGGUACCUGAAGCUGCUGCCCAUGUUCCUCAUGGUGAUGCCAGGCAUGAUCAGCCGCGUCCUGUACACAGAGAAGGUGGCCUGCGUCGUGCCUUCUGAAUGUGUGAAACACUGUGGCACUGAAGUCGGCUGCACUAACUAUGCCUACCCAAUGCUGGUGAUGGACCUGAUGCCUGAUGGACUGCGAGGCCUGAUGCUGUCAGUCAUGUUAGCCUCUCUCAUGAGCUCCAUGACCUCCAUCUUCAACAGCGCCAGCACCCUCUUCACUAUGGACCUCUACACCAAGAUUAGGAGGCAGGCAUCCGAGAAAGAGCUCCUCAUAGCUGGACGGCUAUUUAUUGUUCUGAUGAUUGUCAUCAGCAUUUUGUGGGUCCCAUUAGUACAGGUAUCUCAAAAUGGACAACUGUUCCAUUACAUAGAAUCGAUUUCUAGCUACCUCGGGCCUCCGAUCGCGGCCGUCUUCCUGCUUGCCAUCUUCUGUAAAAGAGUCAAUGAACAGGGAGCCUUCUGGGGUCUAAUCACCGGACUUGUGAUCGGCCUCAUCCGCAUGAUUGCAGAGUUUGCCUACGGAACAGGGAGCUGCCUCACGGCCACUAACUGUCCCAAGAUCAUCUGUGGGGUGCACUACCUGUACUUUGCCAUCAUCCUCUUUUUUGUCUCCAUACUAGUCGUCCUGGGAAUUUCCCUGUUAACAAAGCCCAUUCCCGAUGUACACCUGUACCGCCUAUGCUGGGCUCUUCGGAACAGUACAGAGGAACGGAUCGAUUUAGAUGCAGAAGAGAAAAGAGAGGAAGAGGCUGAUGUUCUCGAUGCAGAUGAUCCCGAGAAAACUCGGGGAUGUCUCGGGAAGGCUUACGACUUAUUCUGCGGUUUGCAGCGGAAGGGCCCCAAGCUGAGCAAAGAGGAGGAGGACGUGCGGAGGAAGGAGCUGACGGACACCUCCGAGGGGCCGCUGCGGAAGGCGGUGGUGGACGUCAACGCCGUGGUCCUCCUGACGGUGGCCAUCUUCAUCCACGGCUAUUUUGCCUGAACUCUGAGCCACUAAAAUAUUUAUUAAGCAAAGGAUAAUUUUAUUGAUUUUUCACUUCUAAAAGUGAAAACUUUGUUGUGUUGCAAAAGAGAGGUGACAGUGGUGAUUUUAUUGAAUGAGAUGACUAAGGGUCUGACUGUGGACCUUGUUGUUUCUUUGUGUC
Molecule: messenger RNA, 2143 nt
Organism: Manis javanica (Malayan pangolin)
Lineage: Eukaryota; Metazoa; Chordata; Mammalia; Pholidota; Manidae
Product: solute carrier family 5 member 4
Biological process (GO): sodium ion transport; transmembrane transport
Cellular component (GO): plasma membrane
Molecular function (GO): D-glucose:sodium symporter activity
Source: RefSeq, a predicted model, not a curated record